Molecule: messenger RNA, 1248 nt
Organism: Cladophialophora yegresii CBS 114405
Lineage: Eukaryota; Fungi; Ascomycota; Eurotiomycetes; Chaetothyriales; Herpotrichiellaceae
Exons: 2
Coding region: 1-1248 (415 amino acids)
Source: RefSeq, a predicted model, not a curated record
AUGGCACACCAGGAACAUUGGAAUCAUGGCAGCAGCUACUACACUCCACGUUCAAUAGCCCCUCAUCCUGGCUAUUUUCCGACCUUCGCGCCUCAUGACUAUCCUGAGGGAGACACUUAUGCCAUCUCCAGCCAUUCGACCAGCGCGAGAGGUCGAAGUGGUAGUGGGACGAGUACCGCCAGCGUGGGCUACACUCUGGUCAGCCCAGCAACAGCGCCUACUUCGCCUCUCCACCUCCUGAGCGGAGCCGCAAGACAUUGUCAAGCUACUCACGGUGACCAGGUCACUCGAACAGAAGGAUCAACACCAGCUUCUCCUAAACGAUCAUACUCUGUGCAGCUUAAACAGGAGCCCUUGUCUGUCGAAGGGACCAAAGCAAAGUGCCUCGCCAACUUCCAGACCAUUGUCGACGAUCGGAUGUUCUGUCGACAUCGAGACUGCCUAGACGAAGACGGGCAGCCCAAAAAAUUCUUCAGCCGCAAAGCCGAUGUAACAAGGCACUACAAAUCCCGCCACGACGUUACAUACAUUGAUUGUCCCAAGAGAAACUGUGAGAGGAAAGGCAGGCAAGGCUUCACCAGGCGAGACCAUCUUACUGAGCACCUCCGAGGCUUCCACAUGGAACUCAUUGCGAAGAGACACAACAAAGUCAAAAAGAAGGAGCCAGAUUCAAACGAAGACAGCAACGAGUCAAACAGCUCGGCAGAAGAUCUUGGGUCCACAGAUUCUACCGUCGAGCUGCUGCCUGCCGUCUGUUCUCGAAGGCCGAGCCUCGGAAGUCAGGGUGAUCAGAACUUCAAGCAAGAAUUCCAAGUCUCAUCAGACGAAGAGGCUGAAGACAGCUUCCCGGUGGACGAUGUCUAUCAACCGUCGACGAGCCAGCGUCCCCGGACCGCCCUCCACAAUCUCGCCAACAAAACGAAAGGGCGGCGAGGCCAUCCAUAUCAGCGCAGACCAAGCAAAACCCAGCAGCCUCAAGGUGCUUCAUCCGAAGCCAACAUGGCACACCACGCCUCUCUCUCGCCGGAGUUUGUGUCUUCCAAGAUGACGCUCCAUUCUCCAGUGUAUGCGACCCACCAUGGCAUGAGCGGGCCGUACACAGCCAGUCACAUCAUGUCGCCGAUGUACACUACACAUCAUGACAUGGAUUCUUUCUACGCCUCAUCCAUAGCUCAAACUUACCACGGCCCGCCGGCACCACAUGGACCGUCAUAUCGUGUGACGCAUCCUGACGACUUCGGAUACUAA